AUGGCUAAACGUAAGAACAAACCAUUGAUAGAUUCUGAUUCCAGCAGCGAUUGCUCUGAUUUGGAUUCACAAUUUUUAAACUUAGCAAAAAAGAAAAAGAAGCCUGGAGAAUCUCCUCCACCAGCAAAAUCAAAUAGUAAAUCGUCAGACAGUGAGUCUGACUGGGAUGAUGAUGAUAAAAAAGAUGACAAAUCAUCAUCUUCGUCAGAUUCAGAUUCAAACAGUGAUGCAGAAAGUGAUACAUCAAAGAAAGAUUCUCCAAAACCUAUGAGAAAAAGUUCUUCAGAAGAAGAUCGAAUGAGAGAUAAAAAUGAAGAGAAGAAAAAAGUUGAAAGAAGUGAAGAGAAAAAGAAAGUUGACAAAGAAGUUCGAAUGAGUGUUGACAGUGCCGGGUCAGGAAAGAAAAAAGAUGUCUAUAGUGAGCCCGAAGAAGGCGAGGUGUCAUCACAUUCCUCGGAUAAUGAUUCUAUUGACUCUGAAGAAGAAUUUGAUGAUGGUUAUGAUGAAAAUUUGAUGGGCGAUGAAGAAGAUAGAGCACGAUUGGCAGCCUUAUCGGAAAAAGAGAGAGAACAAGAGAUUUUCAAACGUAUAGAAAGGAGAGAUCUUAUGAAAACCAGAUGGGAAAUAGAACGUAAAUUGCGUCUGGCCCGUCGAUCCGCGGCGGAACGCGGAGCUUCACCAGGUGAGCUCGCUCGUCGUCGAGAUAGAAGGAAGCAACGAAGAGCGCAGAGAGCUCAGAGGGCGAAAGCUCAGGCGCAGAAGGAAGCAGAGGCGAGAGAAAGGGAGAGGACUAGUGAGAAACACGAAUCAGAUAUUGAAGAGCCGAAAGAAGAAGAGAAAUUAAAAGAAAAGCCACCACCCAGUCCGGGGGAGAUUCCUGAUGAUAAUAAAGAUACAGAUCGUAACGCAGAAAGGUCUGGUUCACCUUUGUUUGGGGCUAAAAGUGAACGAAAACGUAAUGUCGACGACAAAAGAGUCAACGCCAUGGCGGCCUUAAGGGCCCAGCGAGACGCGAGGGCUAAACUCACGGAGCACAAGCAGAAGAAGAGAAUGGAAGAAGAGAAGAAGGACAAAGAAGAAGACGAUGACGCAGAUGCAGAAAUAAUCGGUGGUACAAGCAAACAAAGUGUCAAAUUAAAAGCAUCAGACAUUUAUUCAGAUGACUCGGGAAGCGAUUCUGAUGAUAAUAAAUCGCAAGCAGCAGCUCGUCGCAGUUCCACCAGUUCCUCCUCAUCGUCAGGUGAAGAGCCGGCUCCUCGUGAACGGGAGCAGGAAGAGGUGAAGUACGCUGACUCCAAGGAUCAAAUCAACAAAUUACGACUGAGCAGGUUUAAAUUGGAAAGAUUAGUUCAUCUACCUUUCUUCGCUCGAGUAGUUACAGGAUGUUUCGUAAGAAUCGGGAUAGGAAAUAAUAAUGGCAACCCUGUGUAUAGAGUAGCAGAGAUAAUAGACGUAUACGAAACGGCGAAAGUAUACAAUUUAGGGAACACAAGGACAAACAAGGGACUGAAACUCAGACAUGGCACUCAGGACAGGGUGUUUAGAUUAGAAUUUGUUAGUAAUCAAGAAUUCACGGAAUCAGAAUUUCAAAAAUGGUUCAAAGCGAUAAAGGACGCGAACAAAAAGCCUCCCAUAAUGGACUUUGUUAGAAGUAAAAUUAGUGAAGUUAAGGAUGCACUUAUGUACGAAUUUAAGGAAGAAGAUAUAGAAAAAAUUGUAGCAGAAAAAGAUAGAUUCAGAUCUCACCCCACCAAUUAUGCCAUGAAGAAGACACAGCUCAUGAAAGAGAGAGAUGUCGCACAGUUGAGAGGUGAUGAAGAAUUAGUAAUGGAUUUAAAUUCAAAAAUUCAAGAGUUGGAAGACCGAGCCAACCAGUUGGACAAGACCAGGACGUCCUCCAUACAAAGUAUUUCGUACAUUAACAACAGGAACAGGAAACUCAAUGUGGAAACUGCCGAAAAGGCUAUCAUGGAAGAGAUAAAAGCAAAUAAAGGCAAGAAAAUUGACGACCCUUUCACGAGACGACACACGAAGCCCGUUAUGAACUUCAAGUCGCAUCAGGGCGGGAGAAGUCAGGAAGUGGAGAAGCAUCCAGAAGAAGAUGAAGAAGCGCAGAAACUGAGAGAAGAAGAACAGAAGACAAAAGAGCGACUAGAGAAAGAGAGACUUAUGCAACUGCAAACUGAAGAGGAAGCUUCGAAAUCCCAGAGCAAGAGCGGGACAGAUAGUCUGUACUCGUUGCACGAUUUUGACAUUAAUAUUGAUAUCGACCUGCCUAUACCUAAAGCCGUUACAAGUCAGCCGAAACAAAUAACGACAAAAGUGAAAGAGACGGGCCCCAAACGUUCACUUAACCUAGACGAGUAUAAGAAACGGCACGGGCUUAUUUAG
This is a messenger RNA of Pieris macdunnoughi, 2391 nucleotides long. The record is from the annotation of a GenBank genome assembly. NCBI's taxonomy places the organism in Eukaryota, Metazoa, Arthropoda, Insecta, Lepidoptera, Pieridae.